Messenger RNA from Hyaloperonospora brassicae, 1581 nucleotides. The record is from the annotation of a GenBank genome assembly. Lineage: Eukaryota; Oomycota; Peronosporomycetes; Peronosporales; Peronosporaceae.
AUGGCCGACGACGACGAUACCAGCGGUCGAAAUGCACCCAAACGUGUCAAAAUUGCACCGGAUGCCGCACCACCUGCUGCCAACGACAACAAGUCCACUUGCAAUCGCCAAAGGUGUCUCGCGCAUCCACUGGGCGUAAAGCCCAUUGGCAACUACUUUGCCGACGCUGUCAAUGGCGUUGUGGACUGUCGAGCAACCGGUUUAGGACGUCUCGCGAUGUUUCCGGAUAAUCAGAUACUGUCCGUCUUGCACCACUGCUCAGCGGCUGACUUGGCACACUUGGCAGCUUGCAGUCGCGCUGCCUAUGUGUUUGCCACGCACGACGAGCUAUGGCGAGUGCUGGUGCUCGAAGAAUUGGGUGCUCGCUUCCAGCCCGAGUCGACGUGGAAAGCUACGUACCUGAAGUCCAAGUACGGCGACAACGUGCGACUUGGUGCACCGAUCUGUGUGCAGGGCAUGUACUCCGACCUGCUGUUCCAGUCGUUUUACUGUGCAGCUACACCGAUCGAAGAGACGUGGUUGGCCGUGGAGAACGUGGCACGUCGCAGUGCGAACGACCUGACGCUCGAAGCCUUUCGACACGAGUUCGAGCGUCCAAAUGUGCCAGUUAUUAUCACGGAUGCGAUCGACGACUGGCCGGCAAUGACCAAGUGGACCGACGAGUACCUAGUGGACGUCUGUCGCAGCACAACAUUCGACGCGGGCGGGUUUGAGUUCCCUCUGGGAGAGUAUCUCAACUACGCACGUACGUUACAGGACGACCAACCGCUGUUUAUCUUUGACAAGCAGUUUGCUGCCAAGGCGCCGCAGCUGGCUCAAGACUAUACGGUGCCCAAGUACUUUCGAGACGACUACUUUGCUCAUCUUGGCGACGAGCGACGGCCGGACUACCGCUGGCUCAUUAUCGGGCCCGCGAGAUCGGGCUCGAGUUUCCACAUUGACCCGAACGCAACGAACGCGUGGAACGGUGUGGUUCGCGGCCGCAAGAAGUGGAUCAUGUUCCCGCCUGGCCAAGUCCCGCCCGGCAUCCACCCGAGUGACGACGGUAGUGAAGUGUCUGCCCCAGUGUCCCUCAUGGAGUGGUUCAUGACGUUUUACAGCACGUGUCAGAAGCUACCGGCGCACUUGAAGCCGCUCGAAGGGAUCUGUCGAGAAGGCGAAGUCAUGUUUGUACCACACGGGUGGUGGCACGCGGUCCUGAACAUUGACGAGAGUAUUGCAGUGACGCAGAACUUUGUGGGCGCUUGCAAUGUCAAGAGCGUACUGGCUUUCUUCACUGAAAAGCCCGAUCAAGUGUCAGGGUGUCCCGUGGAACAACGUCAAGAGCUCCGCAACUUGUUUCGAGACGCGUUGGCUCGCAAUGUUCCAGCGGUUUUUGCUCAGGUGGAAAAAGAGUUGGAAAAAGAACAGGAGCGCAAACAUCGAAAGUCCAAAUGGGCACUGCUCCUCACUUCGGGACUUGACAGGGGCAAUGAAAAGACACCAUGUGCAGUAGUAUCGUCAACAAUGGACGCGACUGGAGCAGCUGGCAGCACUUUUGGCUUUAGCUUUACUUUUCCAGCCAGCGAAGCUGACAGCUAG